Molecule: messenger RNA, 1335 nt
Organism: Pyrenophora tritici-repentis Pt-1C-BFP
Lineage: Eukaryota; Fungi; Ascomycota; Dothideomycetes; Pleosporales; Pleosporaceae
Molecular function (GO): oxidoreductase activity
Source: RefSeq, a predicted model, not a curated record
AUGGCAACAGCAUCUAAAAUCCAGCUCUCCGCCUCGCAAACCCCCCAAUUCCACGUCGCAAACCUAGCCCCCGAGAGCGCAACCAAGGCCAGCGAACUCUUACAGACCAACCAUGAAAACCACCACAUCUUCUUCAACCAAGACGGCUUCCACAACCACAUCGCCCACCACCUCCUCACCCUCUUCGCCCUCGGCGCCACACCCGCCCAACUCCAAGCCGCCUACGACCACAACGCCUCGUACCAGCGGCCGCCGGAGCCGCUGCAACCCUCCAUCGUGAGCGGCAUGCAGGACCCCUCACGUUUCAAAAACUAUCUCGGACAAGAAAAGUACUACCAUGAUUUCCUCGUCUUCUUCCAAGAGGAGAUUGAUAACAAAGGGUGGGAGGCUACGCUCCAGGAAUACCUUUUUGCGGGGACGGAAAUGGCGGAUGAUUUGUUGGUGAGGUUGUAUGCGGGGUUUUUGCAUCCGUUGAUUCAUCUCGGGUUUGGGGUCGAGUUUGAACAACCAGGUGUUAUUGCUGAGGCGUUGGCGCAGGCGGCGGUGCAUGGGGCGUGGAUGAAGGGGUUGUUUGUGGGGUGUGAGGAGAAAGUCAAAGAAAGAGAGGCUGGGGAUGUUGGGGGAAGGAAGACAAUUGUACAGGUGCUGGAGGAGUGUAGGAGUAAUGAGAAAAUGCGGACGGCGGCGCAGGAGGGCGAUGCGAAUAAGAUCCGCGAUGGAAUUUUGAAGCGGGCGCCGGCUGAGAUGGUGGAGAUGGCUACACAGUGUUUUGUAAAAGAAGGUGAUGAUUUACAGGAGAAGAUGGCGGAGAUGGUUAAUGCUACUGUCUACUUCACAAGCACAUCCCAACACCCCCCUCACAUACCCAAACUAGACUUCUUCUAUAUGCACUGUCUAAACGCCUCAAUCUUCUUCGCCCGCUUCCUCGCAACCCCCUCCUUCUCCCCCCACACACAGCGGCGCCUGCUAAACUGGAAAAUAUGGUCCGAUAUCACAAUGUACGUGUCGCGCGGUUGUCCCCCGCUCCUACUACAAGAAAUUACAGACUACAAGCCCAAGAAAGAGGGGGAUCUGGCGAGUGUGAUUGAGAGAGUCAAGCAGAUUGAUGACGAUGGGCAUGCGGCCAAGUUGGUAAGGGCGAUUGCGAAUGCAGAGCGGGUUUGCAAAGAGUGGGAGGGGAGGGACGGGUUUGAAGUCAAGGGCGGGAUGUGGGAUAAGGUUGGGUUGUUGGCGGUGGAGAGCUUGGAGGCGGGGGCGCCGGAGUGGGUGAGGGGGUGUGGGUUUGAUGGUGCGUGGAAGGAUGUGCCGUUGAGGGAAGGAGGGGGGAAGUUGUAA